Messenger RNA from Fusarium vanettenii 77-13-4, 660 nucleotides. RefSeq lists its product as uncharacterized. The transcript is spliced from 4 exons. The record is from RefSeq and is a predicted model, not a curated record. NCBI's taxonomy places the organism in Eukaryota, Fungi, Ascomycota, Sordariomycetes, Hypocreales, Nectriaceae. Bases 1 to 660 code for a protein of 219 amino acids.
AUGGCUUUCGGCACCAGCGGAAAAGGAACGAGUCUAUUUAUCAUUCAGCUUUGUUGCUUACUCCUAGUGUGGAUCACCGCAAUUCUUCGGGCAUGGGUAGGGAUAAUUAGAAAGUCAUGUACUAUGGAUGACUGGUUCAUGUACUUGUCUGUUGGUCUUUAUACUAGCUUGGCCAUCUUUGUGUUUCGAGGCACGGUUGUUGGUGGCAUUGGCAAAUACACGGACAAUCUCACCAUGCAAGAAGCCAUCGUGGGUAUGCAGUCGUGGUACUUCGGCGAGCUCAUCUACGGAGUAUUGUCGAUCCUAGUAAGGGUCUCUAUUAGCCUGUAUAUUCUUCGGAUUUGCAGAAGCAGGACGCCUAAACGAAUCAUCUAUGCGAGCUUGACUAUUUUCCGUAGCAUCAACAACAAAGGCUCAUGCGAAAGCUCUCGCGUGACUACUACUGCGAUAGCCCUGAGUGCUAUUGCUGGCAUCAGUGACUGGAUCAUUGCCUUGAUGCCGGCGGUAAUUCUUUGGAACAUUCGCAUCUCGCGGCGGUCGAAAAUCAUCAUCAUUGGACUGACGAGCCUCGGAGUUUUAGCCGGUAUUGCUAUUAUUAUUCGGAUACCGUUCAUCAAGGGCCUAGAAAUCACCAAGGAGUUUUUGUAUAAGACGGUGUGA